Molecule: messenger RNA, 2121 nt
Organism: Dufourea novaeangliae
Lineage: Eukaryota; Metazoa; Arthropoda; Insecta; Hymenoptera; Halictidae
Product: nose resistant to fluoxetine protein 6-like
Exons: 11
Coding region: 1-2121 (706 amino acids)
Molecular function (GO): acyltransferase activity, transferring groups other than amino-acyl groups
Source: RefSeq, a predicted model, not a curated record
AUGGGAACGUACCUCAGACUAUGGACGAUUUAUCUGUUGAUAAAACUGUCGUGCGCCGGGAAAUCGGUGGACAUACUGACGUCCGAUAGACUGAAUACCUUGGAAGAGGAGGAUAUUAUUCGAGUGUUCUCCCGUAACAAAACCACCUCGUCCUCCAAUUACACAAUUAUUCAGCUGAUCGGCGACCUGAGGAACCAUACGAUCGAGACCAGCGAACAGACAUGGAAACCCCGGAUGUUCAAUGCUCAUAACACCAAUCUUCUCUACGGUGACUUUUCAGAAAAAAUCGACCGAGAGGCAAGGAGACUGCUACAAAUUCUUCCUGCAUACGAUCCUGGUGCUGGUCCCGUGAGUCCACAGUGCAAAAGGCAUGCCGAGAUUUUUCACCAAGAAUUGGCUAAAUUUACAUUAUGGGCUUUGAAAAUGUAUGAUGCAACCGCAAAAAUGCCGUCUGGCCUUCUAAACGGAAAUGUAAAUCAGUUUGGUGACUUCGACGAAUGCAUCGGGAUUCAAGGAAGUGAAGGAAUUCAAGGACAAUACUGUUUAACGUACCUACAACUGACCGUUGAUGAGUCGCGGUUAGACCUUAGACACAUCCAUCGUCUCUUGCACUCUCACUAUGCAUUUAGAAGUAACAUUACGGAUCCUGGACAUCGAGUUCCUCGGUUUAGCAUAAUAAAUUGGGGAGUGUGUACACCAGCAACAUGUACCGCAAAGGACGUUGAAACAGCCGUUCGCGAUGUCCUUACAAGAUACACUUCGCAAACUGGUAUUAAAGUUACAGUAAAAGUGAAUGAAGAAAUGUGUCAGGUGAAGAGGAAGGAGCUACCAAAGGAAACUAUGUACGCCAGUUUGUUCUUUAUGACUAUUCUGGCACUGACAAUCGUGGCGGCAUAUUAUGAUCAUUACAAAAUACCUGCCAGCGAACUACUCUUAUCGUUUUCCUUAAAACGUAAUUUCAAGAAGCUUGUGUCAUUAGAGCGAGGACAAAAUGAUAUAGCAACGCUUCAUGGCAUUCGGGCAAUAAAUGCUCUAAUGUUGCUUUUAGCUCAUAAAAGCAUGGCCCUGUUUUUUAAUCCAUACACAAAUAGAACAGAAAUGAGUGAGUACCUUGGCAAACCGUGGACAGUCAUAGGGAGAGCUGCAAGUCUUUAUACUGAUCCAUUUAUAAUGCUUUCUGGACUUCUAACAUCAUACUGUUUCGUUGGAAAAUUAAGAAGAACUGGAAAUUUAAAUGUUAAGGAUGAAUACAUAUCUCGUUUAAUCAGAUUGGUACCAUCUUUAGCAGCGCUAAUGGUGCUUUGCACUUAUGUAAUACCUUAUGUUGGUUCUGGACCACAGUGGAACUUGGUAGUAACUGAGCAUGCAAAUAUAUGUAAACGAACUUGGUGGAGAAAUUUCCUAUUUAUACACAACUACUUUGGAUUUGAGUCAAUGUGUUUAACUCACACACACCACUUAGGUAUAGACACUCAACUUUUUAUCCUUUCACCUAUGAUGGUACUACUACUUUAUAAAACACCAAAGACUGGAACUAUUAUUCUUACACUAUGUGCUGUGUUUUCAACAUUAUUGCGGUAUUUUGUAACACAUUUCAAACAACUGAAUAAUUAUGUAUUCUUUGGCACGUCAAUAAAACAAUUGUUUGACACUGCAGACUUCUCAUAUACCUUGCCAUCGCAUAGACUGACAGUAUAUAUAAUAGGAGUAUUGGUCGGUUAUUUAUUAAGAUAUUUACCUAGAGAUUACAAGAUAAACAGAGUAACUUUAUAUGCAGGCUGGAUCCUGUGCAUAAUAAUGUUCUGUUGUGCAUUUUUUGGACCUGCACGCAUGGGGUCUAUAGAUUACAUCUAUGAUCCGCUACACGCUGCUCUGUACAAUGCAUUCGCUCCUAUCGGAUGGUGUGCUCUUUUUGCUUGGGUAACUAUAAUGCACCAUAGUGGAAAUACGAAUGUUGCUAUUGAUCAUCUGAACACUACAAGAUAUAAUGGAAACAACCCAGUCAGCCAAACCGGCCAAACCUGUAAAGUCAGAUUGUGUCCAAUGCCUGUUAAGAAGGUUUUGCAAUCAGAUUGGCAUACGGAAAUUGGCAGCAAAUUAGCAGCAAGUUUUUCAAUAUAG